Naegleria lovaniensis is the source of this 1032-nucleotide messenger RNA. RefSeq lists its product as uncharacterized. Bases 1 to 1032 code for a protein of 343 amino acids. Gene Ontology annotation, molecular function: acyltransferase activity, transferring groups other than amino-acyl groups. NCBI's taxonomy places the organism in Eukaryota, Heterolobosea, Eutetramitea, Acrasida, Naegleriidae. The transcript is spliced from 3 exons. The record is from RefSeq and is a predicted model, not a curated record.
AUGAAAUCAAAUUGUACGCAUAGUAGACUUCCCUUUGUCUCACUGAUUCCCCUUGCAAAGUUGGGAAAAGGAAUGCACUCCGAAGCAGUUUCUUUUAUGAAAAAGAGAGAAAGUUUUUGUGGGUUGUUGGUUGGAAAUUACACCAAAUAUGGUCCUUCAAGGCUUCAAGAUCAACUCUUCUCUGGAGAUUUCAUGGCUUUUAUCAAACACGAUCAUGAAGAAGAUGUUAAACAUUUCGUCGGAGAUGAAGCUUAUGGUCAUAUAUUUGGAGCCAAAACAAUAGGAAUGUAUUGUCUCACAGUGUCUGGGACUUUGCUUUUCGAAAUAGAAACGGUAGAGGAAUUAAAAGGAUUGCUUGACUUGGAUGAAAAUACUGCUCAAGUGGUCUUUGAUGGAAUGAUUGAAAGAAUGUACAAACAAAUCUCAGACGAAACAAUUUCCAAAUAUGGAGGCUCUAUCAAAGGAGUAAUUGGAGAGUAUAAGGUGGGCUCUACUAUUGUAGACAAGUUAUUCAGGCUUGGUGUUUGGAAACAAGAUGAAAUGGCCCUACAAGAAAAGGAAAAUCUCUACUCUUUCACCUUGGACAAGUUCAUUCCCAAAACACAUUCAACAUUGUGUGAUUCAUCAUCCAAUAUUACCUCGAGAAAGUUAAUGGAUUCAGACUUUUCUCAAUAUGUUGAGCUGAAAGGAAUGUUUGAGAAGGAAAUGGGUCUCACUGCUUCCUCACUGGAAUCUCUUUCAUACACAUUUAAGACAACCAUCACGUAUGGAACUUUUUAUGGAGAAAAGCUUUGUUCAACAGCCAGCUUGAAUUCUUGGAGCGAUUCACAUGCAACCAUUGGGUUUGUUUACACAAUUCCUGACAUGAGAAGAAAAGGUCUUGCUCGAUGUACCUUUGAUCUUCUUUUUCAAGACUGCAAGGAUGAGCUGCGUCUCAAGUGUUUGGAUUUGUUCACCAACACCGCUGACCACUUUUACAUUGAGCUUGGGUUCGAGUUGGUUGGAGAGACUUGCAUGUGCAUGAGCAAAUAA